AAUAAAAAUGAUCAGUUGCGGUUGUGAAAAGAAAUGCAGUGGAUUCCAAGAUUGCAGACUGUAAAACCAAAAGGGUUAAUGAAGGACUGGAUUAUGUUUCUUUUUUCAAACUAUGAGACGCUUUUGACACUUCUUUAAAGAGUUCUUUGCCUCAUUAGUAUUGGUCUCCAAAGAAGCACAUUAACAUCACAUGUUUGCAAGAGAAUUUUUAUUUAGAAAGGUGCCUUUGGAGGAUGAACAGAGAUAUUUUUACUAUUGUAUUGCUUACAAGUGAACAGAGAUACAGUAUGUGUGAAUAAAAAUUUCUGGUUAAUGGCAAUUUUUUUACACAGUCUCCCUCUUUUGUCUGAUUUUAGAAAGGUUGGUGUGCCAUUGGAUGUUUUCAAGAUAGCUUGUUUUAAUGUUGCUUAUUGAUUAUGGUGGAAACCACUUUUAGAGUUAAUAAUUUAUGGUUUGAUACUUAUCAAACUGUUGAUACAGUGUUAUGAGUAAAGUUUUCCCCCCUCAAUAAUUAUUAGAUUCCUAACAGGAUUAUAUAAUGUUGAUAAAUGCAUUGUAUAUGGAGAUUUGAUAUAUUGCAUAUAUUUUUAUAGUUUGUAGCUUUUCUAAUUAUGUAAAUUUUACUCAUGAUCAUUUACCUGUUACGUGUUUAGAGUUGCCUCUGAAGAAGAGCAAAGCUCAAAGCUUGUCAGGCCUAUUAGCAUAUUUGGGUUUCCUUCCCUUCUUUUUCUGUCCAGUUUUUUGGUGCUGCAUCACUUCCCCUCUCCCCGCUCUUUUUCUAUUUUCAUUUUGAUCCUUCUUUCUCCCCCUGCUACUCAUCCUGAAGACCCCAUCAGUACAUCCCUCUGCAGAGAAGUUCCCCUAGAAUGACUUAGUUACCCCUCUGAGUUGGUCGGCUCCUGCCUGAAGUCUGAGGCUAUGGAAAAGAAUAACUUGGGUGGCCUGCAAGUAGAAAGCAGCCCUGAUGCAACUGAGGUUAGGAGCACGGAAAAAAGAUUCAUCCAGAAAGGCCUAUGGGCUGACAACACCAGCUCAGAUGCAAAGUGCCAACGCUUCAGACAGUUCUGCUACCAGGCGGCCGAGGGCCCCCGAGAGGUUUGCAGCCGACUCCACAGCCUUUGCCAUCAGUGGCUGAAGCCGGAAAGACUCACAAAAGCUCAGAUGCUGGACCUGGUGAUCCUGGAGCAGUUCCUGGCCAUCCUGCCCCCAGAGAUGGAGAGCUGGGUCAGGGAAUGCAGAGCAGAGACCAGUUCCCAGGCAGUGGCCCUGGCAGAAGGUUUCCUCCUGAGCCAAGCAGAGGCCAAGAAGCAGGAAGAGGAACAGCUGGAGAGACUGGCAGCAGAAGUGUCUGCUGAUCUCUCCGAGGCAGAGAAGGCUCCACUGGACAUUGGAGAAAAGCCACCCUUCAGGUGGAUGGUUCAGGAGGGUGACCGAGGUGCCAGCUUGCUGGGCAUUGGAAAGACUCUGGGUCCUCCUUCCAGGCCUUCUCCCCUUGGUGGUGGAAGGGAUGUGGUCGCCACGCCAUCACCAGAACAGGGCCGGCUAACCUUGGGAGAGGUGGCCGUGUACUUCAUGGAGGAGGAGUGGGCUCUGCUGGAUGCUGGCCAAAGGGCUCUGCACAAGGAAGUCAUGGAGGAGAAUUCUGGACAUCUGACCUCUCUGGGUGCUGAGAGAGAGAGUGAAUUGCAGUGGAGAAAACCUGAAGCAAAUCAGAAGUGGAGAGAGAAAUCCAUUGUUUCCAAAAUAUCUGGCCUGCAUGAAAUUCCUAUCCUGAAAGAAAGUCACAAUGAAAAUAGAAGGAAUAGGAUCCCUCUGCCUGCAAAAAUCUUAAGUUGUAAAUCUAACCAUAGCAUGGUUCAAAAACUCCACACAGGGGAGAAGCCAUUUAAAUGCUCAGAGUGUGGAAAGAGCUUCAAGUGGAGAACAUGUCUUAAUAGGCAUAAAAUAACCCACACAGGGGAGAAACCAUAUCAGUGUUCAGUGUGUGGAAAGAGCUUCAACCGGAGCACACUUCUUGCUAGGCAUCAAAUAAUCCACACAGGUAAAAAACCAUUUAUCCACAGCUACAACCACAGAACCAAUCUUGCUGUGCAUCAAAUAAUCCACACAGGGCAAAACCUAUAUCGGUGCUCAGAGUGUGGAAAGAGCUUCUAUAAGAGUUCAAAUCUUGCUAAGCAUCAAAGAUUCCACACAAGGGUGAAAGCAUAUCAGUGCUCAGUAUGUGGAAAGAGCUUCAAGCAGAGAACAGAUCUCACAAGGCAUCAAAUAAUCCACACAGGACAGAAACCAUAUCAGUGCUCAGUGUGUGGAAAGAGCUUCAAUCAGAGCUCAAAUCUUACUAAGCAUCAAAGAAUCCACACAAGGUUGGAACCAUAUCAUUGCUCAGUGUGUGGAAAGAGCUUCAACCAGAACACACAUUUUGUUGUGCAUCAAAGAAACCACACAGGGGGAAAGCCAUUUAAAUGCUCAGAGCGAGGAAAGAGCUUCAACGAGAGCACAGAUCUUACAAGGCAUAAAAUAAUCAACACACAGGAGAAGCCAUUUAAAUGCUCUGAGCGUGGAAAGAGCUUCAGCCAGAGCACAGAUCUUACAAGGCAUAAAAUAAUCAACACACAGGAGAAGCCAUUUAAAUGCUCAAAGUGUGGAAAGAGCUUCAACCAGAGCACAGACCUUGCGAGGCAUCAAAGUAUCCACACAGGGGAGAAGCCAUUUAAAUGCUCAGAGUGUGGAAAGAGGUUCAACCAGAGCACAUCUCUUAUGAGGCAUCAAAGAAUCCACACAGGGGUGAAACCUUAUCAUUGCUCAGUGUGCGGAAAGAGCUUCAAGCAGAGCACAGAUCUUACUAGGCAUCAGAGAAUCCACACAGGGGAGAAGCCUUUUAAAUGCUCAGAGUGUGGAAACAGUUUCAAGCAGAGCACAGAUCUUACUAGGCAUCAGAGAAUCCACACAGGGGUGAAACCCUAUCAGUGCUUAGUGUGUGGGAAAAGCUUCAAGCAGAGCACAAAUCUUGCAGGGCACCAAAGAAUCCACACAGGGGAGAAACCCUAUCAGUGCUCAGUGUGUGGAAAGAGCUUCAGACAGAGCACAAACCAUAUACGACAUCAAAGAAUCCAUACAGGGGAGAAACCCUUUCAGUGCUCAGUGUGUGGAAAGAAUUUCAACCAGAGUGCAAAUCUGGCUGUGCAUCAAAGAAUUCACACAGGAGAGAAACCAUAUAAGUGAGGAGGAGCCAAGAUUGCAAUGAAACAGCAGCCUGUUUCACAGCCUCAGUUCUAAGUAAUUUGUUUCUUUCUGAGAUGCCCUCAGUCUUUAAAAAGAAUUUUCACAGCUUAUGUAUAGCAAGGUUGCCAGAACUCGUCAAAUGGGCUGUAACUCAGAAUUUGGCUUUUAAAAAGCCAAAUCUGGCAACCCUGAGUACAGUUCCAUUUUCACAGCUUAUGUACAGUUCCGUUUUCAAUAAAGUAGUUCUUGAAAGUCAAGUAAAUCUCCUAUUCUUUAUAAAGAUUAAUGGAGAGAGCUGGGUCUCUGUAUAAUCCAGAAAAAAUGACAGGAAGUUCUGGGAAUGGGUGGCAAACUGG
Molecule: messenger RNA, 3578 nt
Organism: Hemicordylus capensis (graceful crag lizard)
Lineage: Eukaryota; Metazoa; Chordata; Lepidosauria; Squamata; Cordylidae
Product: zinc finger protein 345-like
Exons: 6
Coding region: 919-3222 (767 amino acids)
Biological process (GO): negative regulation of transcription by RNA polymerase II
Molecular function (GO): DNA-binding transcription repressor activity, RNA polymerase II-specific
Source: RefSeq, a predicted model, not a curated record